Messenger RNA from Callorhinchus milii (elephant shark), 327 nucleotides. Its product is annotated as barrier-to-autointegration factor-like. Bases 55 to 327 code for a protein of 90 amino acids. Gene Ontology annotation, molecular function: DNA binding. Lineage: Eukaryota; Metazoa; Chordata; Chondrichthyes; Chimaeriformes; Callorhinchidae. The transcript is spliced from 2 exons. The record is from RefSeq and is a predicted model, not a curated record.
UCUAUCUCUCUCUCUCUCACUCUCUCUCUGGCAGAGUACUACGAGGCGGAGACAAUGACAAACACGUCACAGAAACACAAGAACUUUGUGGGGGAGCCGAUGAAAGAGAAAUCAGUGAAGGAAUUGGCGGGGAUUGGCAUUGUGCUGGGGGGGAGACUCGAGGAGAAAGGUUUCCUGAAGGCAAAGGACGUACUGGGUCAGUUCUUGCUCCUCAAGCAAGACCGUGACAGUUUUAAGAAUUGGCUGCAUCAGGUCUGCUUUGCAAGGAACAAGCAGUCAGAGGAUUGUUACCGCUGUCUGCGAGAGUGGUGUGACUCCUUCAUAUAG